Molecule: messenger RNA, 14512 nt
Organism: Apus apus (common swift)
Lineage: Eukaryota; Metazoa; Chordata; Aves; Apodiformes; Apodidae
Gene: ZNF469
Product: zinc finger protein 469
Exons: 1
Coding region: 1-12777 (4258 amino acids)
Source: RefSeq, a predicted model, not a curated record
AUGACUGGAGAGACCCAGCAUGUCUACACCGUUGGCGAUACUGACACCGGCCCCAAAGACCCCGACAAGGACUUUGGCUGUGAAGGCUGUGGGGAGAAGGAUGGGAGGGGGCUGGGCGGGUUGGACAAGUCCCCCUUCCCCGGCCCCAAGGACAAGGAGUCCCACAGCCAGCGGGAAGCAGUGAUCCGGCCGCAGCAAGUGGGGAAGAUCGACUUCAAGUCCCUCCACUGCAAACCCAAGUUCAGCAACGAUGGCAGCUGGGGAGAGGUGCAGGGCAGCCUCUCGUCCCCCUCCCCGGGGAAGGGCCGAGCCCGCGAGCGCAGCCGGCGCUCGGGGAAGGGCGAGCGGGGCCACCCCCAUCAGCUGUACCGGCUCAGCAUCGCCGGCACCCGCCCCAGCCCCACCAUUGGCAUCGCCUACCCCCAGCAGAAGGUGACACCCCCAAAGAAACCGGAGGCAAAUCCCAGCCCCGUGGCCGGCAGCUACCGCUUCCACGUGCCCAACGUCCCCCAGCGCGAGGCUGAGCUCCGGCAAGAAGACCUGGGCUUCGGCUGCUGCUUCCCUGACGCCACCACCGGCCGUACCUCUGCCAACUAUACCUCACAGCCCGCUCCCCCCCACGGCCCCAAAGGGCAGCCCCCCGCCGCCGGCAUCCCCCUCAAGAGCCCCGGCACCAAUGGGCAGCUACAUUACUUAGAGUUUCAGGCGAACGGGGCCGACUCUUGGCCUUCCCCAGAGAAGAGCUUCACCGGUGCUAGCUAUGGGAUCUCUCUGCAGAAGCCCGGCUCUUUUCCUGAGGGGGGCAAAGCCAGUGCCCACGGGCUGGGGGCUUUGCCGUGCCAAUAUCCCUUCCAGCUGCUGCAGGACUCGGGGAAGGAGCCGUACAGCAGCGAGGCGGGGAGCCAGGAGUACCUGGAAGUGGGGAUCAGCACCGGGCAGCUGGUUCAUGGAGCCUUCGCCUUCCACUCGUCCUCCCGAGAGUGGCAAGAGGAGACGCCGAGCGGUGGCUCCUACGAGAGCGUGUCCCCUGAGGGCAGGCUCUACGGCCUGUCGGCCCUGCCGCCACCACCCUUCCUGCACCCGGUGCCGGCCUCGCACCACGGCCCGUUGCCGUGCUGCAAGGGGAGGAGCGAGCAUCCCGCCAACCCCCAUGGUGCUCUCUCGUCGUCAUCUGGUGCUAUCGACCAAAAUCCAAGCACUUUCCAAGAGAACCAAGCUGUUUUUCCGUCUAGUUUACACUCGCCUGGUCUGCCAAAGCCGGCCGUUGGUAAGAGGCAAGCCUCGGCAAAAGACAAUGGCCCCAGCCCGCGGCUGCUGGUCCAAGGCAGCCCUCUGAGAAGGACCGUGCCACCAAACUCUCUCUCCCAAGUGCACUUUCAGAGCAAAGCCUAUUGCAGCUCCCCUGCGGGCAGCGCCAGCGCCGGAUCCGUGCCUUUUGAGACAAGCAUUCCCACUACGGCACCCACCCACCCCAGGUUUGUGCAAGCUUGGGAAGGUGCCACCAAGGCAUUUUCACCCGUGGACCAGAAUUCAGCACCUUAUUCAAACCCUCUCGGAAACCAGUUCUCAUUCGAGUGCCAGCCCAGCCCCGAGCAGAGGCAGCACAGGCAGAAGAAUGCCAGGAUGCCUUGGCAGCAAAUCCACCUUGCUCCUGCAAUGUCUGGUCAAAACAGGCUUGAGCUGUUGAGACAAAUCACCAGCCAGAAGCUCCCCUUCCCCCUGAGCACAUCGGAGUGGCAGGGGGGUGGGAAAGGCCAGAAAGGGCCCCCCAUGAGUAACUCUCCGGGGUAUCACAGCAAAAAGCUUGUGUCAGGAGAGAGUCUUGGGGUCCAGAGGGGAGAGCCUAACUCAACGGGCACUUUUUCCUUUGAAAACGGGAAGGACCCGGGGUCUCCUGCCUGCGAGUCGAGAAGCAAAGCCCUCUUCUACAACAUGAGUCAAGCAGGUCCUCCUCCACCUCCCUCCAGGAGCUCGUCAGGCUUAGCGCUGGUCCUGCCACCCUCAGCCUUGGUGGCUGCCUCCCCUUGUGAGUCCCCAUUGCCAUCCCCUGUCCCCAACCCACCCUGUGGCAGCACCUGCUCAUCACUCUCCCCCAUGUCCAGCAGCCCCCUCAACCCCAGCUUUGAAGACAGCCAGAUAUCUGGAGCACUCACUCCCUCUCCCUUCUUCCAGCACCCCUGCCAUUCCAAGGAGAGCAACAAAACCUUCCACCCUUCCGAUGUCCUGAGCUCUGGCUCCCUUCAUUACCACCCCUCAGACUCCAUCAAGUCCUUCCACUUCCCCCCUGAUGCCCUGAAAGAUGAUAACCUCCUGAAAUGUGCCCCAGCCAGCCCCUUCCACAAAUCUGGCAUCGAGGUGGCCAAAGGAUGCUCAGAUGGGCUGGAUGGGGAGCAGCCUCCACCGCCAUACUCCUCCCACCACUUGCUGGCCAGUUCACUCAGCAGUGCCAGCCUGGACCAGCUGGAUGUUCUCCUGACCUGCAAACAGUGCGAUCAGAACUACAGCAACCUCUCCUCCUUCCUGCAGCACCGCCAGUUCUGCUCCUCCCAUCCUGCUCCCCUGGCAGAGGGCAAGGAUGCUCCCCGGGCAGCUGAGGGGAGGAAAGCCCUCCCCCAGGAGCCCCUCACCAAGCCCCCCAGCCUGGGGUUGUCUCCAGACCCCCAAGCACAUUUGUUGGUGUUAAACAAGAGCGAUGACUUCUUGCUGGAUGGGGAAAGCAAAAGUGAGGGCAAGGAAGAUGCUCUGAAGGGUGGCCUCUUCAAUGGCCUCACCACCAGUUCCCUGCCCAUCACCGCCUCGGACCUGGACAUCGAUGAUGCCAAGCUGGACAGCCUGAUCACUGAAGCCCUCAACGGCCUGGGAUACCAGUCAGAUAACCCGGAGAUUGACAGCAGCUUCAUAGAUGUGUUUGCUGAUGAGGAGCUGACAGGCGUGAAGGCAGCCGGCAGUGGGAUGUCCCACAAGGCCAAGGAAGCCCUGGCCUUGGAGAGCAAAUCCAAGCAGGCAGCAGCAGAGGAGAAGGCAGCAGGCCAGCCUAAGGCUGGCUGUUUUUAUGAAGAUGGCCACCCAGGUGCGGAGCAGGCAAAGAGAGGGGCAGGAAAGCAGCAUCUUCACAAGGGGAGGGUGGCACAGGAGUUGGCAGCCAAGGAACCCAAUGCCAGGGCAGCGGGAGCAGAGAGGACAGCCAGGCUGCGGGCAGGCAGGAAGAGCAGUGUCCCACCAGCCACCACCUCCUCUGAGUCCACCUCCAGCCAAAAGCAUCCCAGGAAGCUCAGCCAGGAGCCUCCGAUGAAGAGCGAAGCGGAGUCAGGGAUCACCACCAAGAGCUCCAGGCCAUCCCGGUUCUCCACAAAGGACAUGAAGAAGCGGAAGCCCCGAAGUGGGACAUGGAGCAAGGAGCUCAUUCACAAGAUUGUGCAGCAGAAGAACAAGCUCCACAGACUGCAGGUGAAGAGCAGCAAGCAGGCCCAGGUCCCCCAGGUCACCGAGGGGCUGGUGCCAGCCCCCAAGGAGGGCAGGUUUCAGGAGUAUGACUAUAUCUCCGACUCGGAUGACGAUGGAACAGAGUGCAGCAAGCUCCGGGGACAGAAGAAGAGAGGCACAGGAUUCAUUAGGAGGACCAAGAGCAGCUUUGGCAAGAAACGCUCAGGAAGACCUGAGAAAGCCAAAGAGAAAGACCCAGCGUGGAGGUACAGCCAGAAAAGGGAUGGUCAGAAGAGGGAGGCACAGGCGCAUAGGGGGGUCCCAAGCCAGGAGGAUGCUGAGAAAGAGGAUUGUGUUGCCAGAGUCCGAAGACAGAGCAGCCAGUCAUCUACUGACAGCAACCACAGCAGUAGUGUGCCCGGUGAGAUUAUGGUCACCAGCCCACCCCAUGCUGAUGGGGCUGGCUCAGGCAGUGAGAAGGGAGGCUCACAGAGGAGGAGGAGCUCGGGCAGCCCAGCACGUGCACCAAGGACUCCACUCAGCCUUCCCGAGGACAGGAGCCCAAAGAACAGCCAGAAGAGCAAAGAGGACUUUUCCAGGGGGAGCAGGAGGUUUGGCUCAGCCAAGCCUUUGCUAGCAGGCUCCAGGACGUGUCCAAAUACUCAACUAGAAGUUGCUGGAAUGGACUGUGUGGAGGAGGAGCCAGUACUGCAGCCCCAGGAAAGGCAGCUGCCCAGCUUGGCCACUAUAGGCAGGAGCCCCAUCAGGCUGUCCUGUAAGGAGGGGACAGAAGAGCCCAAAGGAACAGCCAAGCACAGGGCUGAGGCAGGAGAACCCAUCCUGGAGAAUCAGGAUUCCCCUGAGCUAACCAUGGUCAACCAGAGGCAUCAGUUUGCACCUUUCACAAGCAAUGGGCUGAAGUACCAUGCUGAAGAGCUGAUAGCUCCAUCCCACGGCAGUGACGAAGCCAGUCCUGGCCAUGUGAGUGCCGCCUACUCGGAAGCAGGCAUCAAAUACUUGAAGGCACAUGGGCUCUGCGAGGGCCGGAAGGACUGUCCCGUGCUGGUUGCCCCGUACGGGAGGGAUGCAGUGGGGAUGAUGCUCACUGCCAAGGCGCCUGAUCCAUAUGUCAGCAGUGACAACAUGUUUUUCAGUCCCAGAAGUCUUCCUGGUCACUACAAUGACAACCUCUUCUCAAAGCCCCCAGCCUUGAGCUCCUCACACAUGGAUGACAUGUACUUAUGCCAGGAUGACAUCAAGGGCAGCUCCUUCGAGCAGAAGCAUGCCAGCAUCUCCCCGUACGCCACAGAAACACCCCAGGGCAAGGUCUCCUCCCCUCUCAGCUUUGAUUCCUCUUCAAUAUUUGGAGACCUUCCCGUCGCCGAGUUUGAUCCACCACUGUAUGAGAGUGUUUCUACCAGCAAGGACAGUUACGUGCCGACAUUUGCCUGCUCUGGCAACCCCCCCAGCAAGCCACUGCCCUUUGAGCAAUCGUAUCCACCGUUCGUGCCAGAGAAAGGCUGGUCCCUCAUGGAGGAGGUGGCUCCCAUGCUGCCAGAAGACAUGACUCAGUUCCAGAGCCUUUCAGUGGAGAAGCCACUAGCCAAGAAAUUCCCUGAGGAAGGACCUGUCCCCACCAGCCAACUCUCCCUGCCGCUGCCAGACAGGAUAACAGAUUAUAACGUGACUUUUACAAACAACAUUUCAGAUGAUGAGCUGGAGAUCAAGCGAUUAGUCACAGAGCUGGAGAGUCAACUGCAAACCAGCAAGCUGGAUAACGAGGCACCCACUGACCUUCAGAAACCUGAGCAACACGUGGCAGCCCAUCUGCGAGGACAGGUGGCUGAGCUGUUCCCACCACUGCCAGUGGAGCAAGAGACGGGCCAGGAGAAAGGCCUGUUUUUGGCAGAGGAGCUGGGCAGCUCAAGCCUCUGCAUCGGGGAGAGGCUGGAGGGUGAGAAGCCAACCAUCACAAGCAGCCGUAGGGACUAUGAGAGACUCCGGGAGCCCUGGCCUUGCCCAGUGGAGCUGGGCUCGCUGGAGACAGGGACGUCCACAGCGGCCCCACAAGCCAUGGACCAUUUCUGCUCCAAAGACAGUGGUGAGCAGCUCCAGGGAGCUGCAGCUGCAGACGAAAGUGACCCUGAAAAGAUGGAAAAUGGGUCCUCUUCCAAAAGUCUACCUGGGUCACACACACCAGACCAAGCAGAGGCUCCCAUCUACACAGACCCCAUGACAAAAAGCCCUUCUGUUGUCACUGACUCUGUGUUCCCCAAGAUCCUGGAGGCAGCUGAAGCCACCAAAGAUCCCCUGCCAUCCCUGCCAUGCCAGCAUGAUGCUGAGAGCUUCCCUGUGCCAGGGAAAGCAGAUGAAAGCUUCACUGAUGUUGCAGAGCUGGAGAAGCUUGAUGCCUAUCUUCCAAACCAUAAACCUCAACUGGGCACCCCAACCUUGGACCUUGCCUUCUCACCUCACAUCAAAGAGAUCUCAGAUACAGAAGAAAGACCCUUAAGCAAACCCAAGUCCCCCCAAAUGACCAAAAGCACCAUGGACUUCAAAGGGGAUGAUGGUGGGUCUGCAUUGGUGGAAGAAACAGAGGAGAGAAAGAGCCCAACUACCUCUCCAGACCCUGGACUUGGUGACAAAGCCAGCAAGCAAAAAGUGCUGUUCUUUGAUAUUCUGAGUCUGCCUGAGGAGAGCGACCACAGCUCCCAGGAGAUGUUGGCAUCCCAGGAGAGAGCUGCCAAUCCUCUGCAGCAGCUCCAGCUCUUUGUUGCCCGAACAGUGAAGAGCAAUGAAGAGGAGCUGUUGAUGCCCUGCUUCCCCAUGCUCCUUGCUCCUGGCCACCCCUCUGCCACCACCCGUGUCCAGCUGGAGCAGAAAGAGGAGAACGGCGGUGCCUUGGAAGGGGAAAAUGGGACACACUGCCCUGCCCGAGGGGAGGAGAAUAUCCCUGUUGAAGGCAACGCAGAAAAUAUUCCUGCCCCAGCAAAAGAGGUUGUGCUUUUCUCUAGUGGAUGUGAGCAGCUAGAGUCAUUUGGUGGGACGGGCUCUUCCCGUGCAAAACCAUCUUCACUUGCCAAGCCAGAGCUGCAAAGCAACGUAAGGGAGCUGCAGCACUUAGCAAAUGAACCUGCAGAGCAGAAUGACAUUAAUACUGGCACAGAUGGUGUUUCCCGAGAGCAUAAUGACCUCUCACCACUCAAAAACACAGCGGUGACCCCACUGCCAGGGCAAGGAGAGAAAGCUGAUCCACUCUUGGAGGAGGAGGAGGAAGAGAAAAACAAAGCAACCUUGGCAUUCAAAAGCCCUGAGCAAUCCUGUAUAAGCCAUAGUUUGCUGGAGGAAGAAACGCCGGGUAGUGCUGCAACAGAGAGGCUGGAAAGGAAACCAGUGGGACAGGAGGUACAGCCCCUGUGCUCUGCUCCAGUGAGUCCCACCAGCUCUCCCAGACCUUCCAAGGAGGAUCUCCACCAGGAUCACCACUUGGUGCUGGAAGCAAGAGCUGGUACAGUCAGUGCAAAGGAUCCCAGAGAAGGAGAUGGCAAGAAGUCAUCCCUCAAUGGCUGUCAUUACACAGGUGACUCUCCAGCCAGCUUGCUCUUGCCAACCAAUUCGUCUCACCCCAAACACUUGCAGAGCAGUGGGGCAGAGGGAGGAGAGGUCCCCAGCUUCAGCACUCAGCUCUCCGAUGAGAAUAAACACGGCACAUCCCUAGUAAACUCAUCAAGUUCAUUUGUCAUGAAGAAGUGUCCUCCUGAGGUCAACAGCCAUCAUGUGCAUCACCCCACCAUGAGCCCAGGAGAUCAAGGGACUUGGAAAAGGGAACCUCCCUUUCCUCCAUCACUGCCUCACUGUGGCGCCAUGCCCAUGGAAGUGGUCAAGGACAGUCACCAUCACCAGCACCUCCCUGACGGCAUCUUGGGUAACUAUGGACCACCUGAAAGAGAAGGGCUGGUGAGACCCUGCACUCUGCUGCAUGCUGAUGGUCUGGUAGAUUCAGCCUUGGAGAUGGAAGGUCCCCAGAAACCUUAUGGGAAGGACUGCUCUAUUCCCUGCUCACCACCCUUCAACCAAAAAGGUGUUGGGAAAGAAGUACCCAAAAGCACUGGUGCUGUGCUCUCAAGUUCUCAUAUUCAAGAAACCCAAGCGUGCACCAACACAGAUGUGGUCGUUAACUCCAUUCCUGCAGAAACCCAAGAUUACCCAACUCAGCCCACGACAGAUCUGCUCCCCAUCAGAGAAAGAGAGGCAAAACUGGACGAAGAGGACGAGCUGGAAAUCUGUUCUGAUGGUGGAAACAAGCAUCAAAGUGAACCAGAGGCUUUGUCCAAUGGUUGUGUUGUUCAGCCAGCUGCUGUCAUCAGAGGUCUUAAAAGAACUGGAGAUCUCGGUCCUGCUGAAUUAAAUGGCCAUGAGUUUUCAGAGGCAGCAGAGGUGAGACUUGGUCUUUCCAAACCCACAGAGAGCAGAGGAAAGAGUUUAAAAGGGGAGAAAACCAAAAGCCACAGGGAUGGAGAAGCUGGGAGCUGUGUGUUAGGCAGUAUGGGCCAAGGAGAGGACAACAUGCCUAACUGUCCUCUGAACCCUUCCCAAAGUGAAAUUAAAGAAAAGAAGCCAAACGGGCUCCUGGUGACCUGCGACAUUUGUUCAGCCACUUUCCGGUCCAAGCCUGGCCUGACCAGGCACAAAGCUGUCAAGCACCAGGUGAAGAAUGGUGGUGUACCACAGCCUAGCAAGACUCCCCUGUCUGCUUUGAUUCCUGCAGACAGGACAUCAAAAGCAGCCCAAAAAGUGCCCAGGAGGAGCCUGAAGACUUCAAUCAAAGACAAAACUUGCAGCUCACCAGUUCCCACCACCAACACUGACCAUGUCCCCAAGAAAAUAUGCCCAGACCUGGAGAAAGAGCCCAGCACACAGAUGCAAGAAGUGGUCAGCAGAGUGCUGAGCGACCUCAGCGUGAUCUCCUUUGAGAUGUCCCAGGAGCUGCACCGCACACGUGUUCUGCAGAGGGUGAUGAAGAUAAAGGGACCCUGCUUGGAGACAAGGGGAGCAGGUGAGGUGGCAGCUGGGAAGCUGGACUCAGGGCGGCAAGCCAGGAAGGGAGAAAAGGGUAGAAGGAGCCAAAGCAAAGAUCCUGGAGAGGUGAAUGGCAAUUCUGAGAAGCUAAACAGGAAAGUGAGACGAAGGAAAGCAAAGGUGUUUCCUAGCAGAAAUGAGCCUGAUGGUCCAUGUGAGCUGGAGAAGGCAGGUCCUCCCCCUGCUGUCCUCCCCAGUCUGCCCAGGACUAUGGAGAGCUUGCACGAGGCCGGUGGUUGCAUCUCCACAGAGGAGCAAAAUAGGUCCAAGUCAUCACAGUACCCUCAAAAAGCUAAACAGUCCCCUUGUGCAGCUGAGCUUGCAGAGGACCUGGGCAACAGGAUGGGGUCUUCAAAGGAGAUGGUCAGCAAGGAGUUAGUAGCAAGCACAGUCACCUGUCCUGGGGAGGUGGAAGAUCCAAAUGGAGUGGAGGGCCUGCAGGCUUGCAAGAAAUCAGCUAGUGGGUUUGUGAAGCAAGUGGAGAAGGGAUUGGGCAAGGUAGGCAAAGAGCAGCAUUGUGGUGCUGGUGGCACAGAAGAGAUGGAUGCUGUGACAAAAGACAGGCCAAUGGCAGAGAGUGGUGCAGGGAACCAGAGUGAUGCUCCAUGGGGUUCCAUGGUUCCUGCCAAAGAGAGUCUACCACUGGAGACACUGGAUUCAGAAACCACACAAAAGAUUGCUGGGCAAGGUGCUCUGCAGACCACACCAGGGACCAGCCCUCCUCCUGCAGAGCCAAAGCACUGGCUGACAACAGACCUGCCACCGGGCAGAGAGCAUUGUGUGGAAAGGGUGGCCAUCUCAGACCUGCAGAGCUUGUUUGAUGAUGACUCCACAUUCUCCCAGCUCUUUCCCCGGGACGACCAGUCUGUCCGGAGAAAAUGCACACGGGUGUAUGGGAAGCGUAGCAAGAAACCCAAGCCCGUGACCGAGGUGGACCAGCGGGCAACGGGUGACGUGGACCUCUUCACAAUCCGGUUAGCUUCUGACCUCAGCAAAACCAGCUCUUUCUGUGUCACCAGGGAGGACCCAUGUGAAUACGAAACCAUCUCCGUUAACGAUGCCUUAAUGCUAAACAUGUGUCACAGCAGCACGGGGAAGAGUGGGGAUGCUCCUGCUCCCAGCGGAUCCAAAAGCAUUGCACUGAGGUUGGACUGCGAGAAGACUGACCAAGGGAAGGAGGACAUUGACCUGGAAGACAACAUGCUAACCUUCUUGUGCCAAAACAGCCAAGUGGACAACAUCCCCAGCUUGAACAUCUGGGAGAAUCUGGAGAAGGAGGGAGAAAGCCUCUCUGCUGACGACAUGUUUGAGCCUCUGAUGGACCUCGAAGAUGAGCACUCGCUCAGAGAAGUGAGCUCCGAACCCCCUGACCUGGUGGAGGAGUCCUAUGGUGACACAGCUAACAAAGACUCAGGCUCUCCUGAAUUUCACACCAUCGACAUUGAGAUGCUGAAUGCAAAGCUGAAAAUGAGAGACAUGUGCUUCUUCAGCCCAUGUGAAGAUCUUUCUGGACAUGGGGAGGACAAUGCUGGGAGUUUCAAGCCAAAGCCGGGCCAGCACAGCAAGCACAGAAGCAAGCUAGAAGAUGGGAAACUGGGGAAAAACCGCAGUGAGAUGACCAUCAAGACCAAAGACAAGCAGUACAAAUGCAAAGUCUGCUUCCAGUGGUUCCUGACGUUGGGAGAGCUGGACUUCCACAAGCUUUCCCAUAACCCUUCCCCUCCGCCUACCUGCUACAUGUGUGUCCAGCGCAAAUUCAGCUCCCGGGAGCAGCUGAGGGACCACCUGAAGGAGAAGCACGCCAAAAACAAAGCCGGUCUGUGGGCUUGUGGGAUGUGCCUGAAGGAGAUCUCUGAUGUCUGGAUGUACAACGAGCAUCUCCGGGAGCACGCCACCCAGUUCGCUCGCAAGGGCCAAGCGCAGAAGUCUGUGAUGGGCCUGCCAGCCUGCUUCGGUGAGGACAACGCUGCUGUCACCCACUUCCUCAACACCAUCAUGUAUCGGAAGCCCAGCAGGUCCUCCCGGCACACCGACCCCAGCUGCAGGCAGGGGGGUAGCAGAGAGAGCAAGAGCCCUAAGGAGCUGCCCCUUGAGCAAGAGGCCAAGGUGAUGAAAGACCCCUUGGAAAGCAACGUUAAGGUGAAGCCACCUGCAUCCAGCUCUUCUAAAGCAUCUGCCAGUCCUUCUCCAGAGCAUGUGGCAAAAAGCGAUGGCACCCCAAAAUCUGUCCCCAUGCACCCAGACUGCAAGGAUCCUUCCAGGGACUGUCAUCACUGUGGCAAACAGUUUCCCAAACCCUUCAAGCUCCAGCGGCACUUAGUCGUGCAUAGUUUACAGAAGAUCUACUUGUGCCACAAGUGUCCAAUGUUCUACCAGGAGACCAAAGAGCUUCGGAACCACCUCAGCCAGGAGCACGGGAUAGUGGAGGAGCAGGAGAUCAAGCACACCACCCUGUAUGCCUGCGAGCUCUGCGCAGACGUCAUGCACGUGAUCAAGAAGUCCUUCAUCUGCAGCAUGUGCAACUACACCUUCUCCAAGAAAGAGCAGUACGACCGGCACAUGGAGAAGCAUCUGGCGGGAAGCAACAAGACUUUCAAAUUCAGAGGGGUCAUGAGACCUGGUGUUGCCUUCAGGGAGGGCAAGGAGAAAGUGAAAGAGGAUAGCUCUCUCUGGGAGGGCGUGCCACCAAGCAAGAAGAGAAAAGUUGCUCACCACAGCAGCUCUCUCCCACACAGGUCGCCGGUCCACGUGGACCACACUGGUGACCUUCAGCUGGUAGAGGCUGCAAGCCCCAACCUGCAGGCUUCUGGUGACUCCUUCCCUACAGCACCUGAUGACCAAGGAACACCCCAGCCCUCCCUGAAAACGGAAGACCUGGUGGGGGACUUCUCCGACCUCCUGGCAGAGAUGGAGAAAUCCCAGUUUGCUGGUCUGUCCCCACCACGCUGCCUUUCCCCAUCUUUGCCUCAGGCUGCGACAAGCAGCCCGGAGCUUGGCCACGUCGCUGCCCUGUCUAUGGAGGAGCUGGAGAAAGGAGCAUUUGAUGGGAAACCACUUCCUUUCUUGGACUCACCCGAGUUUACUGUUGACCUUGCUGGGUCAGCUUGUAACCAGGCCACAGACCAAAAACUCUCUCCUCCCCACCUGACCAAGAAACGGGGCUACGCUGAUGCCCAGAAAAGGACAAGUGUAGGAAACAAAGAUGAGCAUAUAGCAGGUGUCCUGGAAAAUCCCAGUGCAGCUGUGGAUGGGAUCCCAUUUCUCCAACUUGCCAAGAAGGUCUCAGGGCUUCCUUCCCUUCAAACAGAGGCUCCACCAGCCAAGGAGAUCCAGAGGUGGGGCAGCCCCAGUGCCAGCAACACCUCUUCUUGGGAAGGUGCACCUAAAGCCCUGUCUCCAGAAGCUGCCCACCACCCCCUGCCCCUGAAGGACAAGACAGCAUCACCCACGCUGAACAGGGCUGCCAAAGAUUUGGUCCUGCAGAAGAAGACCUCGGGUAGCCAGCCCAGCAAUGAGGCUGGUCCCAGCACUGGCAGCCCUGAUGGCAGCAACGAGGAGGGUCACCAACUCAUCUCGGGGAAGGACAAAGUCGCUAAGGACCCUAAGGAGAACAGCACUAAUGCCAAGGACCAAGGUGGCAACCCAAGCAAAUCCACCAGCCACCAGCCCAGAGGUGAGGUGGCCAGCAACACUGUAAGACACAGCCAUGUGGAACCAAGCAAAGCCACCAGCAAGCUUCACCCCAGGAGGAGGAAAGAGCACAAGUCCUUGAGCCAUCGGAGCAGCCCUGGCUCCCGGGAGAACAUGGAGGGAGACGGGAAAAAGAAAAAAGCCCGGAUCUCAUGCCCGGGGAGGAGCGAAAGCACCGGUGAGCUCAAACAUGCUGGUUGGAGCAAGGCUGAAGCUUCAGCACUCUCCCCUGGGAGGAGGGAGACACAGUGCAACAAACUGGUACCCAGGGGCAAAGCAGGCACACAGCUGAAGAAGAUGGUCCUGGACACUUACAACCAGAAGAAGGGGGAGAUCCAUCACGCCAACGGGGAUGUGAAGCGCAGGAAGGCCAUCCUGGGGAAGAGCCUCCACCAGGUGUUGGCCAAGGGGCCGGCGCCAUCCCCACAUGGGUCCUUGCAGAGCCCACGUGCCAGCCGGGGGGCCAAGCCGGCCGGGUCGGGCAGCUACCGCACCGCUGAGUCCCAGAACAACCUGCUAAGCCAACUCUUCGGGCAAAAAUUAACAAGCUUUAAAAUUCCUUUAAGAAGAGAUACUUCAGAGUAAUUUAUGGAAGUGACUUAUGGUGAUCCUCAGCUGCUUUCAUGGGGUUUGCAAGGGAAAAAUUAUCAAAGCAUUAAAUUCGUUUGUGUAGCAUGAUUUCUCUGUCUAGCUUAAAUGAACUUGCACUGCAGCCUCUGUGAAAUAGUUUGCUUUGUGUCUACUAAUCUACUUUAAUUCACCUGAUUUAUCAUGCAAAUGCUAGAACUUUGAUGUUGCUGAUGAUUUUCACGAACUGAAAUUGUAAUCGCUUUGGGCAGACUGAAUCGUCGAGAGCAAUUGCUUUAUUGCAGAAGUGCUGAGGUUAUAAGGAUACUUGCAAAUCUCAGACCCUUUUGAGACUGUGUCUGUGUUAUCUUUGUACAAAGUACUUGAAGAGAUGAACUUCAUUCCGUAGACGUCUUAUUCAUAAGGUGCAGUACACUGUAGAAAGCAAAUUUUUAUUAUUUCCUUUUUUAUUAUUAUUUUUAAGAUUUUGCACAAAUAAUCCCAUACGAUUCAUUUAAUUAGGAGCUGGCCUAAGAGAUGAUACAAUUAGGAGGGGGGGAAAAAACCCAACACGUCAGAUUAAGAAUCGGGUGUCCCAUAUUUUGACAGCCAUCCCCAUGAAUUUGUUUCCACGUUGUCAAGAGAAAAAGGAACCAGCCCUGGGGCUGCUGGAGCCCUUCAGAGUAUGCUGCCACUCUUUGACCACUGUAGAUGAUGUGAGCAGAGGAGCCCCGACCGCGAGCGAACUGCACCUUGACACUUGUGACAAACUGAUACUUUUAGGGUGUUUUGUUUUGUUUGUUUGUUUUCUGUUUGGGUUCUUGUUGUUUGUUUGGGGUUUGUUGUGGUGUUUUUUUUUUAAUGUGUGCAUGUGUGUUUGGGUUUGUUGGCUUGUUUGUUUGUUGUUGUUUUUUUUGGUGGGUUUUGGGGUUGUUGGUUUUUUUGCGCAACGACAAAACUGUGCCAAUUUACCGAACCGGUACCGUGCCCUCAACGGUGUCACUUCUAAACUAUCUUACUGUAUUGAGUAGUGGCUUUCUAGGUAUCCGCUUUUUUACUAUGCAGUUACUGGUGCUAUUCUUCUUUUGUAAUGUGAAUACAGCCUUCCUUGAUUGAAAAAAUAAAAGGGAACCAGGGGGAAGUAGCUGAUACCCGUAAAACGGAGCAGGAAACAAAGAAAUACUUCUAAAAAUCCAACUUUGGGGGGGGGAAAUAAAAAAUCCCGUAUGCUGGUACUCCAUAGUGUUGAAAAGGUUACAUUAAAUGAGCUCGUUAUACAACUGAACUUUUGAAUCCGGAAAGAAAUCUCAGGUGCAAACGAGGACAUGGAAGAUGAAAUACUAUUGAAAUACUCCCAAGUCAAGGAGGUGAAGUAAUGCACUGAUGUGAUAUGAACAGUCAGAGUACUUUGCGUCUGUCCUGCAGUGAUGAUGUUUUGUUUUGUUUUAGAUUUAAAAAGGAAAAAUAAAAUCUAAAAAAAAAAAAACAAACAGAGGCUUUAUUCUGUUAAUAUGUAUCUUUACAAUUCUUUGUAUUGUAUAAAAAUAUUGUAGGUAAUUUACCUUGGGUGCAAUGUGUUCUGUCAAAAGUUUUUAUUUUGAUAUUUUGUCAGAGAAGCAGAGAGAGCAGGAAACGCCAUUUUAUGAUGUUGUUUGUGUGCUUUUAAAGUGCCUCUUUAAUAUUGUUAAAUAAAGUAUGAGAUGAAAAUAUGGGGCGGUACUGUAAAAUCAUACAUGAUUAAUCUUUUCAAAUA